AGGCAGCGACCAAUAGGAGCGAGCCCGGCCCCGCCCCUUGCCCAAUCAGAAGGAGAGGGCGGGGCUGGCGGCGGAGGGAGGCUGGCGCGGCCCUUGCACUCCAGAUGCUCGGGAGCUGCCGGGGCCGGGCCGGGUUCGUGCGGUGCAGCCUCAGGUUCUCACCCCAAGGAUGUGGUCGCUCGUGCCAUUGUGGCUGGCGCUGUCCGGAGCGGUGGCCUCCCUGCGGUGCCCCGAUGGGCAGCUGUGCCAGGGGUUUGACGUCUGCUGCCGGGAUCCCGGAGGGGACGGCUACGCCUGCUGCCCCCCACCUCUGGGCUCCCCGCACUCCCUGCCUAUGACCCAGGCCAGCAGCGUGGCCGAGCCUGCCGGGACCGUGUGCCCCGAUGGUACCCAGUGCCCCGCCGAAUACAGCUGCCUGCGCACGCCGGCCGGCUCCUUCAGCUGCUGCCCAUUGUCGGAGGCCGUCGCCUGCGCCGACAGGCAUCACUGCUGCCCCCGGGGGUCCCACUGCAGUGCCGACGGCAGAUCCUGCUUUGUGCUCCCAGGUCUCCCAGCCGCUGGUGCUGUCCAGUGCCCUGAUGGCGAAUCAGAGUGUCCCAAUGAGUCCACCUGCUGCAUGAUGCCCACUGGCUCCUGGGGGUGCUGCCCCAUGCCACAGGCCGCCUGCUGCACGGACAAGGUGCACUGCUGCCCCCAUGCCACCACCUGCGACCUGGAACAUGCCCGCUGCCUCUCAGCCACUGGGGCGCAGCCCCUGGGCAGCAAGGUGCCAGCGCGGAAGCGAGCGCCGUGGCAGGGAGUGCCAGUCUCGCUCGGCGUGAUCACCUGCCCCGACCACAAGUCAGUGUGUCAGGACGGCACCACCUGCUGCCAGCUGCCGACCAGCCAGUACGGCUGCUGCCCACUGCAGAACGCCGUGUGCUGCAGCGAUCGCCUGCACUGCUGCCCCAAGGGCACCACCUGCGACCUGCAACACUCAAAAUGUGCCUCGACGCUGGGCCAGCUGCAGCCUCUCACCCGGCUCCUGGACGCCUCUGAGAGAGCUCGAGAGGUUCGCUGCGACGAGCAGACCAGCUGUCCUGAUGGCAGCACCUGCUGCAGGCGGAGCACAGGGGCCUGGGCCUGCUGCCCCCUGGUGGAGGCCGUGUGCUGCCAGGACCACGUCCAUUGCUGCCCCAAGGGCUACACGUGCGACCUGGCGGGGGGCAGGUGCCAGCCGCCCGCUGUCUCCAUCCCCUGGCUGGAGAAAACCCCGGCGCGAGUGCGAGCGCCCUCUAGGGGCCGAGACGUGCAGUGCGACGAGCAGACCAGCUGUCCUGAUGGCAACACCUGCUGCAGGCUGAGCACAGGGGCCUGGGGCUGCUGCCCCCUGGUGGAGGCCGUGUGCUGCCAGGACCACGUCCAUUGCUGCCCCAAGGGCUACACGUGCAACCCGGCGGGGGGCUGCCAGCAGGCCCUGCUCUCCGUCCCCUGGCUGGAGAAAACCCCGGCGCGAGUGCGAGCGCCCUCUAGGGGCCGAGACGUGCAGUGCGACGAGCAGACCAGCUGUCCUGAUGGCAACACCUGCUGCAGGCUGAGCACAGGGGCCUGGGGCUGCUGCCCCCUGGUGGAGGCCGUGUGCUGCCAGGACCACGUCCAUUGCUGCCCCAAGGGCUACACGUGCAACCCGGCGGGGGGCUGCCAGCAGGCCCUGCUCUCCGUCCCCUGGCUGGAGAAAACCCCGGCGCGAGUGCGAGCGCCCUCUAGGGGCCGAGACGUGCAGUGCGACGAGCAGACCAGCUGUCCUGAUGGCAACACCUGCUGCAGGCUGAGCACAGGGGCCUGGGGCUGCUGCCCCCUGGUGGAGGCCGUGUGCUGCCAGGACCACGUCCAUUGCUGCCCCAAGGGCUACACGUGCAACCCGGCGGGGGGCUGCCAGCAGGCCCUGCUCUCUGUGCCCUGGGCACCCAAGGCUCCAGCUCACAUUAUUGGCGCUGCCCAGAGCCGAGGCGUGAAGUGCAACCAGACGGUCAGCUGCGAGGACGGGCAGACCUGCUGCAAGAGCGAGAUGGGCUCCUGGGCCUGCUGCCAUCUGCCAAAUGCUGUGUGCUGUGAGGAUCACCAGCACUGCUGCCCAUGGGGCUACACCUGCAACCUGGCCACACAGAGCUGUGAGAAGCACCAGGCCGGGCGGGUGCUGCCUGUGGGCCUGAGCCUCUCCGCCUCCCUGCUGCCCGCCAGCCCGGAGCCCAGCAACGACGUGACCUGCGACGCCCAGCACUACUGCCAUGCCCACCAGACCUGCUGCAAGGCUGCCACGGGCGCCUGGGCGUGCUGCCCCUACCAUUGGGGCUCCUGCUGCUCCGACAAGCGCCACUGCUGCCCCUGGGGCUACCGAUGCUCCAAGUCGGGCCUCGACUGCAAGCUGCGCUGGCCCCUGCGCUGGGACACCGGCGCCCCCCAGGCCCACCGGCUGCUGUGAAGUGCCUGUGGGGGCACCCCUAGGCCAACCCAGUGCUGAGGAGGGGCUGUGGGGAUUGCUCUGGCCCCUCACUCUCACUUCCAGCCUCAGGGCCCUUUUCUCUGGUUUCCCCAGGGCCCGCAGACCCUAUUCUCUGCAGGACCUGUCCCACCCAGCCCCCGUGGAGCUAAGUACGGGGGUCUAAGCCCCCCGCCCCCCUUGCUGUGGGAGUUUAACCCCAGACGCAGCAGUGUGGGCGCACGUAUCUGGGUGCUGCGUCCUCUGCUCCCAUUGCUGCUGCCACCGCCCAAAGGUGCUGCAGGCACCAGGAGUGCCCCUUUCCUGCUGGAGGCCUGAAGGGUAAGGGUCCCCCCCCCCCAAGCCUCUUCUCCUUUGGUGGGUGUCUUGAAGCAGGCCUUGCUCCCCCACCACAGGGGAGCCAGGGACGCUGGGCUGCUUUGCUUUCUGCCUCCCGGCGGCAGCUACCUCUCCCUGGCACUCAGGCCCCUCCCAGCCUCCUGUUGUGCUGGAUGUGAAAGCCGGGCCUGGGGCGGCAGCAGGGGCAGGGCUGGGACAUGGGCACUGCAGAGUCCAGCUCCUGGGGCCCUCCCACCCCACUCCCUGAGCGUGCCUGGCCCUGAGCUCCUGCCUUAGGCUAGUCCCCCUGUUCAGGGGAGUCUCGGCUGCCCCCCUCACAGCUGCCCUGAGAGCCCAGGGCUGGCCUGGCACCAUGCCCUCUGCUCACCAGCUCCCCUCAGUGCCCCACCUGUGGCUGGAGCCUGUGCCAGGGGCUGAAGUGGCUGGAAGAGCGUGAGAACCAAUAAAGGGUGUGGAGGAA
Molecule: messenger RNA, 3278 nt
Organism: Mauremys reevesii (Reeves's turtle)
Lineage: Eukaryota; Metazoa; Chordata; Testudines; Geoemydidae
Gene: GRN
Product: granulin precursor
Exons: 15
Coding region: 170-2461 (763 amino acids)
Cellular component (GO): extracellular region
Source: RefSeq, a predicted model, not a curated record